Messenger RNA from Monopterus albus (swamp eel), 5104 nucleotides. It is a transcript of the gene sun2, whose product is annotated as Sad1 and UNC84 domain containing 2. Bases 418 to 2304 code for a protein of 628 amino acids. The transcript is spliced from 16 exons. Lineage: Eukaryota; Metazoa; Chordata; Actinopteri; Synbranchiformes; Synbranchidae. Gene Ontology annotation, cellular component: meiotic nuclear membrane microtubule tethering complex; nuclear envelope. The record is from RefSeq and is a predicted model, not a curated record. Gene Ontology annotation, molecular function: protein-membrane adaptor activity.
UAGAAAGAAAGAAGAGCAAAUAGCGAAGCGCGAAGAGCUUUAUUUUGUAAACCAGUACCGGAAGUCUUUACAUUCACUCUGUUUAGCUUGACUCGGCUGCUGUCAACAGAAACGAAACAGUCGACGAGCUGUCACAUCGAGAUCGUCUGGCUGGAUGUCGUCUCAGUUCACAGUUAUGCUAUCCGGCUCCAGUAUUUUGUUAAUGAAAAUUCAUCGCUAGCUAAGCUGCUAUUGGUGUACUUCGACAAAGUUGAACAAAGUGGGGAUGCUUCCUUAAACGGAGUUUGGUGGUCGCGGGGGGCUGAAGAGGAUUAUCAUCAUUUCCUGUCAGUGAAUUUGACAGUUCGUAACCGCCUGGUUUGUUGGUUGGCGUGGUGUUUUUGUUCAACUGCGACAGAGCUCACAACAUAACGAGGCAUGGCUCGUAGGAGUUCUCGUCUGAUGUCCGGGGGCUACUACAAUUCAGAUGAAGAAUCUGACUCCAGUAGUGUGACAAACAUAUCCUACCGUGAAAACCCUGUCAAGGUUUUCAAGAAGAAGCCAGGGGCCCGCAAAUCCGGCCCCCGUACCUCCAUCAGAGCCAAUAGCAAUGCUAGCUCUGAUCCACCCAUGACCCCAGGCCAGUCUGAUGUCCCGAGUCCUCCUGCGAGCAGCCAGACCCAGCCAGUCGUGAGGACCGUACCCUAUGUCCCCACCGUGGCCACCCCUCGGCCUGCCCUGGCUCCAUCAUCAGCCAGGAGUGAGACACCUACAUGCACCCACCCAGUACCUCCGGAGAAGAGGCCUUACUCUGGACUGUGCAGUUUCAACACGCCAGGAUUACAUCUCCGGCCCAACCACAAGGAGCUGAGUCAGAGCGGUGUGGACAGCUCAGGGUACUCGUCCUCUGAGGGCACUUACAGGAAGCCCACAGUCACCCCCAGCAGUACAAGUAGGAGUGCUAACAGUGGGGCUCCCAGUUCUGGAUACAGAAGCCGGAUUAGCAGUGCCCUCUUUACACUGAUGGGCUGGGUGUCGUUGAUGGUCGCCGCAGCUCAGGCAAAACUAUUUCAUGUCACAGCUUUAGCUAAAGCACCAUGGAGCGGUCGCAUGAAGAAGGCGUGUCUACUGGUUCUCCUCCUCCUCAUUCUGCUUCUAUGUAUUUGGUUCCUCCUUCCUGUAUUCGCCUCUUUCAUCUCCCGCAUGACUGUCACAAAGACCCUGUCACAGACAAGAAGCGAGAGUGCACCUGUUAUCCCUGUCAGUCCUGCUCCUCAACCCAACACCAUGCAUCCUGCACCUGCAGUGAAUUCAGCUGUUGUGUCUACUGUUGUAGAAGCGAAGAUGCAGCACCUUUUGGCGGAGCUGCAGCUGAAGCAAGAACAACUUCUUUCCCAGAUGAAGAAUCGAAUACAACUGGACAUGCAUGAUCUGAAAGCCAAGCUCGAGGUUGUGGAGUCGGACAGUCGCUUGCAUCUGGAGCAGAAGGUCACUGGGCUGGGCAGGCAGCUGGUUGAUUACCAGACAGACAGCCGCAACUCUGCUGCAAGCCUCAGCCUCAGGAUCCAAGCUUUGGAGACCCAGAAUGCCAGGCUCUCCCAGGAGUUAUCAUCCAUCCAGCAGAUGCAGCCUCCAGCACCCUGUCCGGAUACAAGCACCACCCUUGUCCACAACCAUCUCACCCCAGAGCUUGAACAGGCAAUGGAGAAAUGGCUAACUGACCGCAUCAAGGAGCGAGAUGCAGUCAUGCUUGUUGACAAAGGAAGCUGCGCAGACUGUGGGCAUCCCAUGGCUGACAGAAUGCCCGACUUUGCCCUGGAGACUCAAGGUGCCAGUGUGAUCAGUACCCGGUGUUCAGAGACGUUUCGCAUUCGUUCAGCAUGUGUGACCCUGUUUGGUUUCCCCAUUUGGUACCCAUCUGAAAGCCCACGCACAGUUAUUCAGGGUUACCCCGUGCUGCUCCCAGGGAGAUGUUGGGCGUUUCAUGGUGUCGAGGGGACUCUUGUCAUCUCUCUUUCUCACCCCAUAAGGAUAACCCAUGUGACGCUGGACCACCUGCCGCGAUACAACUCCCCCACCGGCUACAUCGACUCCGCACCCAAAGACUUUGAAGUCUAUGGACUGAAACAUGACACAGACGAAGGAACACUGCUGGGUUCAUUCACCUACGAUGAGAAUGGAACCUCGACACAGACGUUUAAGCUGCUGAACCCUAGUGAUGAGGUUUAUCGACUUGUGGAGCUGCAUGUUCUCACUAACUGGGGUCAUGUCGAAUAUACGUGUCUUUACCGCUUUCGUGUGCAUGGAAAAAUCGCCUCCACGUGAGAUUCACUGACCUCGCCGUGCAGCUCAAUCAAACCUAUAAAAAAAAAAGGUACACUUUAGAAAAAAACAAAAUUCUGACUGUUGGCUUGGUUUGUCUUUAGGGCCAGAUGCUACUGAAAAAUAGUUUGCUGUUGACUAAUGGUACUCUGGCUGGUCAACUGGUUUAGCUUUUUUUUCUUUGGACUGUUUAAUUUUGAAAUGACAGAAAUCAUAUUUAUAUUUUCUACAUAUUUGAAAGAGCUAACUUUGCUUUGAAUAAGUGUCAAAUGUUUCCAAAAAUCGGCGAUCUAUCUAGGGAAACUACUUGUAAGCAUAGAGUUCAGAAAACUUGGUUCUUCUGAUAAUUUGAGCGUGCCACAAAAUAAUUUUUAAACGUAUGUUGUUAAUUAUUGUUGCUGUUUUAUCAGGGAUUUCCUGCUUCACUGUGCACAGUGCCACCUGGGAGGUCCCCAGUAAAAUGCCACUUUGUUUUUAGUCUCCCAGUGAGCAGCUGCACUGGGGCAGUUGGGUGUUAAAAGACGCUGCUCCGUGGUAUUCUGAGAAGUGUUUUAAAGUUAACUUUACUGACUCAGAGGAUUGGAGCCAGCAACAACUGGUCACAGUCGUGCACCUCAAGGCUUCCUGCCACAGCACAUAGAUGAUGAAGUUAUAUGAAAAACAAAUAAGCUUAUUUCUAACAUGCGCUUUCCAUUUUUGGGCACUAAAUGAUUUUCAGUAUUUAAAAUCUUUACAGUAUAAAGGUCUAGUUUGUUUUCAGUCGAGCAUUUUUGUUUCCCGUUACCUGAACUGGUUGUUUUUGACAGGAUAUGCUUCCAGUUUUUGGUUGUUGACUGAUGGGGAGGUAUUAUAAUGACGUGUUCACAUUAUCGUGGAAAAACAGCUUAUGCCCACAACUUGUCAUUGCUGUGUAUGUGGUGCGCUGUGCAAACAUGCACAGAGCGAGAGGGGGUGUCGAAAGUUUGAAUGUGCACCGACCUUGUGUGCAAUGCAGCCAGUCACCGCUGACCACUGCUUGAACUGAUGUGAAACUAGUUUGCCUGCUUGUGUUCUGUUUGGCCCUGGCUGUGCCUAUACUCAGAGAAUCUCAGGUCACAGUACGUAACCAACAUUUCUGAAUUUCCCAAACUGUACAAUAACAUGAUCUUCAUAUCAAAAUAUGAUAAAGACAGACAAAUUAUCAGCAGACCACUGUUGAUACCAGGCUUGCUUAGAAAAACACAGUUUGAGCCUCUAAAAUGUAGUGAUCUACUGCUAACAACGUUAGCUUUGUCGCGUUAGCUAAGAAAGUAGCGCAGGACCCUUGUUUUUCCUCUAUAAUGUGAACAUGCCUUAAGGCAGUUGGUACACGUUACACAGACGGCCGCAUGAAUGUUUGAAUUUUUAAACAGUAUUGUUUUAGUAAGCUAAAUUUUAUUUACUAUUCAUAAAAAAGGUGAAAUAUGCAGCUUAGUAAAUUUUGUUUUUAUCAAGUUUUAACCAAUCCGUUUUGAUUUUAUUGCCUGUACUUGAAUACUUGAAAGCUCUUUUCCAUGCGGAUUAGGGUUGGGGCCACUGAACAAAAUUUAUUUUAAUUCUGACUCUUUUCUGAGAAUUCAGAUUUUAUUCUGAGUCAGAAUUCUGAGAGCAAAGAGUCAGAAGUCAUAAAUGUUGUAGUGGCCCUAAUCCUCUUCCGUGUUUUCAAACCUCUUUGAAAAGUGUCAUUUUGAUUGCAUGAUGUCUCUGUUUCUACUUCCUUGUACGCUUUUUAUGAGCUACACAGUCAGGAAAGAUAUUUAUUUAUUUUUAAAAUGAGAAAUUAAUUCAUGAAUUCGAGUGUUAUGUCUGUUUGUAGGAUUGACUUGACAGUAGUUUAACGACUUGCCAAAUCAUCGAAGCGUACCAUUCCAAUCUGUAAAACGCAGUGUAGCUGUUGAAGCAAAUGCUGAUUGGACUGCACGUGACAGAGCUGUCAUUCAGUGUAUUGAUUGUUUGUUUGUACAGUAUAUUUUGACAGAAGAUGUAAAAAAUAUUAGACACUUGUUUUUAUCAUGACGUGAAUCCUGGUAAAAUCCUUUCUCACUGGUUUGUGUGAUUUAAAAAUAUUCUAGUCUUAAACAGCAUGUAGAAAAAGAGACAGGUGAGCUAGAGGAGGAUUUCGUGGUUCGGAUCAUGACAAAGGGACGUUACAACCCAGCAUCCAAAAAUGAUGUAUUGGUAUGUAUUUUUAUAAUAUAUACAUUGGUGUGUCUUUAAUACUUUAACUUUUCUUUUGAGAGGACAAAAAUAUUUAGGUAAAAUAUGUGCUGGUUAUAUGAGAAUCGUAAUGUGCUGCCUUUUUAAGCUGGUGAUUGUAGUUACAAGGAUUUUGGUACAGUUAUUCCUUAAAUAUCUUGUAUAUGUAUAACCAUAAAUUAUGAUUUGCAGCACUUACAAAUCUUUAGGACUUAUUUAAUACACUGAAAUGAAGCUUGAUUGGCUUUUGAGAAGCAUAUUAUGUCAAGGACACACUGUACGCAGUACAAUGUGUAAUGUCAUGUAAAGGUUUUAUUUGAUUUCUGUUAGCUAAAAGAGGUCUGUAUAGUCCUAAUGCCAGUUAUUCUUGUGUGUAAAGCCAUAUGAGCAACAUGGAGAACAGUGCUUAAGUUGAUCAGUAAUUAGGUUCAUCUUCUCAACAUCUGUUCAUGUGUUUUAGUUACUCAGUUUUAAAAAUACAUGUGUCAGAUACUGUCUGAGGUGUUAAGGAUUUGGCUGUCACUUCCUAAUUGUAAGCUAAACUGGAAUGUUUGUCUGGUUUAUAAAAUAAAACAUUCAAAUAUAUAUA